Argiope bruennichi is the source of this 4906-nucleotide messenger RNA. RefSeq names its product vesicle-associated membrane protein 1-like. The transcript is spliced from 7 exons. NCBI's taxonomy places the organism in Eukaryota, Metazoa, Arthropoda, Arachnida, Araneae, Araneidae. Bases 124 to 495 code for a protein of 123 amino acids. Gene Ontology annotation, molecular function: SNAP receptor activity; syntaxin binding. Gene Ontology annotation, biological process: vesicle-mediated transport; vesicle fusion. Gene Ontology annotation, cellular component: SNARE complex; plasma membrane. The record is from RefSeq and is a predicted model, not a curated record.
GUCAUUGCGUGUCAGAGACUGCAGUGUUGUCUACUUACCGCUUUCUUGUUUGUAUAGUUUUGUGUAUUUAAAUAUUGUGGUUUUCCCUUACCUUCUACUAAGUUUUAACAAAAAUUUACAGAAAUGUCGGCUCCUCCAGAAACUGCACCUCCCGCAGCAGGGCAGGAGGGUGCACCACCUGAAGGGGGAGAAGCACCUAGGCAGCCCAAUCCACAACACCAAGCCGCUUCUAGAAGAAUACAACAGACGCAAGCCCAAGUUAAUGAGGUUGUAGAUAUCAUGCGUACAAAUGUGGAAAAAGUUUUGGAAAGAGAUCAAAAGUUAUCAGAAUUGGAUGAUAGAGCCGAAGCGUUACAGCAAGGUGCUUCACAAUUUGAACAGCAAGCAGGAAAGCUGAAGAGAAAAUUCUGGUGGAAAAAUUGCAAGAUGAUUAUAAUUAUGGUAAUUAUUGGAGUAGUAGUUGUUGGUGUUAUUGGAGCCUAUCUUUACAUGUGAUGCCCACAAACAUUUUAUUUUCUUGCUGUCUCUCGUGGUUUCACCUUUACAAAAUUUGUAAAAUUACCUACAAUGGGACUUUGAACUAGACAAGUAGCUUACUUUUAUUCAAAGUACAGUAGUUAGAUCCAAGACAUUGUAGUCCUACCUUUUACCCUUGCAAAGCUUGCACCUGUGCUCAAGACUUUCCAAAUCUUCAGUAUCUGCAUGAAAUUGGUGUUAUUACAAAAAGCAGUUUUUUCUGAACUUUAGAAGUUGACAGUUCUUCAGGACUGAAAAUAAAAAGAAACUUAUAAACUAUUUGAAUACUAUGCUGUUCCAUUUUUUUGGCAGACAAGGAGAUUGUAUAUGUCAUGAAUUCCUCUGUAAAAACUCAUGAGAUGUAACUGGAAACCAAUGCGCAUAAGUGAUAACAACAUUGCUUUUGUUUUGUUUGAUUGCUACAAUUGCAGUUGGCAAAUUCUUUUGGCACAGGCAGCUUAUUGGGUGGGAAAACGCGAUUAAAUCGUAGAAACCAAAUUUGUACUUCAAAAUUUUAAAACAAAAUGAAAUCAACACCAAGGGAAUCAUGAGAGAUGUAUUCUUGUACAUAGAAAUUCUUAGAAUAUUCCUUGACUUAAAUUUGAAUUUUUCAAAUGAGAGUCCAUUUAGUAAUGAUGUGUGUGAUCAUUUAUGUGCAUUUAAAUGAAUGACCUCUUGUGUGCCAAAAAAUUGGAAAAAAGUGUAACACGAGAGUCUUGCAUUUUUGCGCUGUAUUAGAGUUUACUCUUUACUCUUCUUUAGGAAUAGUCAGAUAGUGGAAUGCUUCAUUUUUACUUGUCAUUGGUGCCAUGUUUCUUCACCAUUUUUUGAGGGAUGCCGUAGACACCUUCACCUGAAAUGUCGUGAAAAAUUUGUGAGUUUCUGAGAAAACUUUUAGAACUACACAUUAACAAGAUCAAUUUUCUCUUUUGUGUAGACAAAGAAUCAAGUACCUUAUCUAUGUGCCUGUAUUCUCUCCAGAUAACUGAAAAAAAAAAAGUUAUGUUUUGUUUCAACUCAUUUCAUUCAUGUACGUUUGUAUGAUGAAAGUGUGGUGUACUUGCUUGUUAAUCAUAUUACCAUGAAAAUGAUAUUUAAAACUUCUAGAACAUUGUUUUUAUUUAUGCAUUUUAUUGAAAUAUUAUCUUAAAUAGAAGGCAUGGAAUUAAAUUUUUUUAAUUAUUCAAUGUCCUGCUUUUUAUUUGUGUAUUUGAAAUCUGAGUCAAAAUCUAUAUUUCAACUAUUGAUUGCUAAAGAGAGUUCACAAAGAUGCUCAUGUAAGUAAAUUAAGGUGGUUUGUUUGUUUGUUAAAUAUGAAAAAAUGCAUAAAUUUUUCUUAAUAAAAUUUGGUUGCAAGAUUUUUCUACAUUAAAUAUUUAAAAUUCUCAUCGUCUGUUUAAAUGUAGUAGUGCAUUUUCUAUUUAAAUAAGAGUGGUUAAUCACAUAUUCUUAAAUGUAUUUUGUAAUCAAAUUCUAUUACUUAUGAGAGCUAACAAUUUUUAAAUGGUCAGUUGUAUCAUGUAAAUUUUGUGCUUAUGAGGUUGUCUUCUGUAACUUAAUUUGUGUGACUGCAGUACAUGAGGUUGAAAGUUGUGUCCAGAAGUAAAUAUUGUGAUAAAUAUUACUAUUAACAGGUACACAAUUUAAAACAGAAAUAUAUUAAUUGGAAUAAGACUGAAAACCAACUAUGCUAUAUUAAAGUGUAAAAGUGUUUGACUGGAACUGUUUUAAUUAUUCAUUAUUUAUCAGAUUUUCAUCUUUCAAUUGAGCAGAGUCAUCAUUGUCAUUUGUUAUUGACAUGCACCAAGCUAUAGGCACUGUUGGUUUAGUGGUAAAUGAUUUAUGAGUUUUUAUUCUGUCCUGAAAUGUGUGAUUUUGAGUUGAGGAACUAAAACUAAUUGAUCCUUCUCUAAAAUUGUAUAGCUCGGAUAUUCUGAGAUCUCAGGUUUCACUGACACAUUUGUUUUUCUUCUAUUCUAGAAAAGUUUUGUGCCUGAAAUGCUAUCAGAUUUUGUGGUUCAAUUAAGAAUUAUUCUUUUUUCCUAACAUUUUUACUUCAAGAAAAUAUAUUGUUUCAUUUUAUUUAAUGGAAAUGCAGUUUUUACUUUCAAUUUCCAUUUGCACAAAUUCAUAUUCAUUAGACAGAUUUUUUUUUUAUUUAUUUGUGAUGGAUUUUUGUUAUUUUAUAUAUAUUUAUUAUUAUAUAAUUGGGAUUUACUUUUAGUUCCCAUUUGCACAAAUUAAUACUCAUAAAACAAAAUACUUUAUUUGUGAUAUAUUUUUAUUUUUUUUUAUACAUUUAUCAUUAUAUAUUUGCCAUUAUUUUAUAUGCAUUUAUUGUUAUAUAUUGAUAAGAUUUUAUGCAGUAAUAACCAAAUAUUUCUUUGGUUUUUAAAAUGUAACUAUUUUUAUUUAUCAUUAACUGAACAACAAAUAAAUUAAGCGAUGAAAGAAUACAUUUGGAACCAAAUACUUUUCCCUUUUGUCCCCCCUCCUCUUUAUUACUUAGAUAUAAAAAUUUUCUUAAAUUUAUUAUGAAGGGAAUUGCAUAAUAUACAUGUGUUUACCUAUUUAUUCAGGACAUAGUUAAACAUUUAAUGUUUAUUGAAAAGAAUUUGGAGAUUAUUUUUUUCAUAUUAUUGAUUAUUAAGAGAAUUGUUUUAUAAUUUUUGUUAUUUAGUGCAGGGAUAAUUUUUUGCCUUUUAAUUAAAGUAUACAAAUAAUAACCACAAUUUUAUUUUCUGCCUCCCUUGCAUGCAUUAUAUGCAAAUAAUAAAAUCUUAGGACAAUCAAACUGUUUUAAUCUUAAACUUUUAACUCUCUGUUAAUGAAUUUUGAAAUGGUUUGCCUAUGAGUAUUGGUUCCCCUCCUAAUGUAUUUGCAUGUACAUAAUAUUUCAUUCACUAUACUACCUUCGUUGAAAUCUGUAGCAGCUUUCUCUUUAAGCAGAAAUUUUCUGUUAGAAUUAUGUUAUUUUCUACAAAUAUAUCUUCGUGGAAUUAUACAUAUUUCCAUAAUAGUAAAGAUCUGUUGUUGAAAUAGUUUAUCUUGUAGAAAGUUUUUUUUUCUUUUGUUCAUUUUAUUCAAACUGAUGUGAAUUUAUUUCUUGAAAUGUGAACGUGUAUUUUUUAGUAACCUUCCCCAUAUAAGGAAGAUAUUAUUCUAUUAUUUACAAUCUAGUAAGUUCAUGUGUGUUUUAAUUUUAACUGUGAUUUUAAAAUGUGUGUGUACUGAGCAUAGAGUAAAAUUGCUGUGAUCAUGUAUGAAGACACUGCCUGAUAGUUUUGUGAUUUUAUUUUGAACUUGUGGUCGCUGCACCUGCAACAAAUAUUUUAUCUCGUACUUAAAAGUUGCAUAUUAUUUAGUGUAGAGACUGUUCUGAUGUUCCUGUAUUACAACUGUGAGUCUUUAGUAUAUUUUUUUUUCUAAAUUUUGUUUUAAAGUUUAAUAAAAUAGAAAAUUUUCUAUUCAAGUAAAUUUUCUGAAAUCAAUCGGAUAUUGCAAUGCUUAGAAAGCAUUAAUAUUAAUUUUAGAAAAAAUAUGUAAGAUCAGUUACUGAUCAAAUUAGUGGCAUACAAUAAUUCAUGACUUUACUUUUUCUCUUAUUACUUUCCAACUCUCACUUAUAGAAUUUUUUAAAAAUUUUCUCUAAAUCUACUAUGAUUAUGCAAAAAAAAAAAGUCUAUAUUACAUUGGCAUUGCCUGUUUUCUUUGAAAAAAAUGUAUUCAUUGGAAGAUUAAUAUAAUGUAAUAUCAUUACAAUGCAAUGAAUUAUAUUUUUUAAUUUUUGUUUCUGGAGAAAAAUAAUUUUAUUGUUUUAGUAUCGGUUAUAAUCGGUUUGUGGCUGUGAUUAUUAUUUCUCUGGUUUAAAUGCUGCUAUUCUUAAAUCUGGAAACAAUUUUAGAAAUAUUUAUUUUAUUCCCAUUUUUCAUUUUUAAUGCCUAAAUAACUAUUAAAUAAUUUUAUAUAUGGGUGUUAUGGAUUUAUACUAUUAAUAAGUUCAUUGUUGAUUUUGAAGAAGUUUAGGAAACCAACAGAAAUGUUGCCUUCAUCCAAUGAGCGAGUUUCUCUUGGGAAUUAGAAGUAGAAAGUAGAUAUGAUUGUUUAAAAGAGUGCUGUUAAAGAAUGAAAACAUGCACAAAAUAGACGUUUUGCAUAUGAUUUUAGUUAUAAACUAGUCAAGUUCUCUAUUUUUUUAAUCCUUUCCUGUGAUAUGUGUAUACAGACUGGAAAUUCAUUGCCUUGCUUUCUUAUUUAUUUAUUUAUUUCUAUGCUUUGGAUGUCUGUUUUUGUUCUUAGAAAUUUUAAGAAUUGUAUUGGAGUUGGAUGUAUUAUACACUUAACUACAUUUGUUAUUUUUAAUCAUACAUUUAAUAACGUUGGUUUUCAU